This is a messenger RNA of Zonotrichia albicollis (white-throated sparrow), 5229 nucleotides long. RefSeq names its product bromodomain containing 9 (gene BRD9). Lineage: Eukaryota; Metazoa; Chordata; Aves; Passeriformes; Passerellidae. The record is from RefSeq and is a predicted model, not a curated record. Gene Ontology annotation, cellular component: nucleus. Gene Ontology annotation, biological process: regulation of transcription by RNA polymerase II.
CCUAGCGCUUCCGGCGGGGCCAGCUGCGGCUCCGCCAUGGGGAAGAAACACAAGAAGCACAAAGCCGAGAAGGCAGAAUGGCGCUCGACCUCCGCCACCGCCUACAGCGAUUAUGUGGACAAGCCUUUGGAAAAACCCUUAAAGCUGGUUCUUAAAGUUGGUGGCAGUGAAGUCACUGAACUCUCUGGGUCAGGGCAUGACUCUAGUUACUACGAUGAUAGAUCAGAUCAUGAGCGUGAACGACAUAAAGAAAAGAAGAAAAAGAAGAAGAAAAAGUCAGAGAAGGAAAAAGAAAAGCAUCUAGAUGAUGAGGAAAGAAGAAAGAGAAAAGAAGAGAAAAAGAGGAAAAGGGAGAAGGAACAGUGUGACACUGAAGGAGAAACUGAUGACUUUGAUCCUGGGAAAAAGGUGGAGGUUGAACCUCCUCCAGAUCGUCCUGUCAGAGCUUGCAGAACUCAGCCAGCUGAAAAUGAGAGCACGCCAAUCCAGCAAUUACUGGAACACUUCCUUCGCCAGCUUCAAAGGAAAGAUCCUCAUGGGUUUUUUGCUUUUCCAGUCACGGAUGCCAUUGCUCCUGGAUAUUCCAUGAUAAUAAAACACCCUAUGGAUUUUGGUACAAUGAAGGAAAAAAUUGCAGCAAAUGAAUACAAAUCAGUCACUGAAUUCAAGGCUGAUUUUAAACUGAUGUGUGAUAAUGCAAUGACUUACAACAGACCAGAUACUGUUUACUACAAGCUAGCCAAGAAGAUACUGCACACAGGCUUUAAGAUGAUGAGCAAAGAACGGCUGUUAGCUUUGAAGCGCAGCAUGUCGUUUAUGCAGGACAUGGAUUUUUCUCAGCAGGCAGCUCUUUUGGGCGAUGAAGACAUAGCAGUUGAAGAACCUGUUCCUGAAGUUGUUCCUGUACAAGCAGAGACUACCAAGAAAUCCAAAAAGCAAAAUAAAGAAGUUAUUAGCUGCAUUUUUGAACCUGAGGGGAAUGCAUGCAGCCUGACAGACAGCACUGCUGAAGAACAUGUCCUGGCACUAGUGGAACAUGCAGCAGAUGAAGCUCGGGAUAGGAUCAAUCGAUAUCUACCCAACAGCAAGAUUGGUUAUCUGAAAAAAAAUGGAGAUGGAACUUUAUUGUUUAGUGUAGUAAAUUCAUCUGAUCCAGAAGCAGAAGAGGAAGAAACUCACCCAGUGGAUCUGAGUUCACUGUCAAGCAAAUUAUUACCUGGCUUCACUACACUGGGCUUCAAAGAUGAACGAAGAAAUAAAGUAACCUUUCUUACCAGUGCCAAUACAGCACCUUCUUUGCAAAACAACUCUAUAUUUCAUGAUCUGAAACCAGAUGAGAUAGAGCUUCUAUACUCAGCAUAUGGUGAUGAAACUGGGAUCCAGUGUGCCUUAAGCUUACAAGAAUUUGUGAAGGAUGCUGGAAGUUACAGCAAGAAAAUAGUUGAUGAUCUUCUGGACCAGAUCACUAGUGGUGACCAUUCCAAAACUAUUUAUCAGCUAAAGCAGAGGCGAAACAUUCCAGUAAAACCACUGGAUGAAGUUAAAGUUCUGCCAGUUCUUAUAAAAGAAGAACACAAGUUGCGCAAUACCUGUCUGGAUUCUUCCAAACCGAUUAUGGUUGGAGAAUCUGCUGGAGACAGUAACACUUCUGACUUGGACUUUCUCUCCAUGAAGCCGUAUUCAGAUGUAUCUCUUGAUAUUUCUAUGUUAAGUUCCUUAGGAAAAGUGAAGAAGGAGUUUGAUCAUGAUGAUAACCAUCUACAUCUAGAUGAAACAACAAAACUCCUUCAGGACCUUCAUGAAGCUCAGGCUGACAGAGUGGGAUCCCGGCCAUCAUCCAAUUUGAGCUCCCUUUCCAAUACCUCUGAAAGAGACCAACAUCAUCUUGGAAGCCCCUCUCAUCUGAGUGUUGGAGAACAGCAAGACAUGGUUCACGAUCCGUAUGAAUUUCUUCAGUCUCCAGAAACCUCAAACGCUACUAGUAACUAAUCUGACAUGUACUAUAUUUAUUUUGUAUUUUAAUUGUAUUAUGUUUUUAUAAAGUUUUUGUCCAUGACAGAAACUGCAUUUUUGUCCUCUUUUCUAUGAGGAUUGCUGUAUAUUAUCAUGUAUACAGGAUGAAACAAGCAAACAUAUAAAAACCCCAACCCCAAACUAAUUAGUGCACCAAGUUGGUAGCAAUAUACCAAGAACUGCUUUCAUUUUGUUUGUUAAAGGAGAGUGUUAUUUACUGAUGUGUGAAUCUUGACUGAAAAGCAGCAAAUAACGUGUUAGAAAAAUUUAUAUUUUAUAGACACUGAAAAGUGAUAAUUUUCCCAGAAUCACGACAACAGUCAUUAAAUGUUUGCAGUACAAUUAUCACCGAGUUCUGUAGAUAAUUAUUCUGUUAUCUACUGUUCAGGCUAAGACCUGAACAUCUCUAAGGAAGAAAAAAAAGAACUGCAUUAAUCAGGAAUUAUUGUGUUUUCCAUCUCCAAAUGCUAAUAAUCUGUAGAAAUUGUUUUAAACAUUUCCCCAUAUUUUAAAAUCUUUUUUUAAUCACUGCAGGGAGCAUUUAUUUUCAGAGUAACAGUACUUGAUAGUUCCAGUAGAAUGCUCAUUUACAAAACUUCUACCCUGGAUUUGAAAAAGAUGUAUGUUCUUGUGAUCCCUUGUAUCUUGAAGCACAAAGGAAAGAUAAUACUUGUAUUUUUUAAUAUGAUGUGUAUAUCUCAUAGGGUGAAAAAAAUACUGGAUAAGGUGUGCUUUUCAGUAAUUCCAAAAUAAAACUUUUAUAAUACAUCAGUGCUGAAAUUGAGGGGUUUUGUACUAUUGCUAUUUGCAAGCAGACAAAUGUUAUGAAUUUACAUUAUUUUGUAAAUAUUAAUAAAAAUAGAAAAGCAGUUUUGAUGUACAGCACAUCUGUUGUCCUUGCCAGGGAGAAGUUUGCUUCCUUAUACUUAGUCUGGAAUACUAAUGAGUUUUGGGUUGAAUUCAUGGGCUGCUUCAAAAGAUUAAUUUCAUCAUGCCACAUGGAGCUAUAAACAAAAAAACCCAGUUUUAGUAACCUCCUCAGUUUUUAGGAACCAUUAAUGAAGUCAGAUAACUGGUAGUAAAGUCUUGAUAAAUUCUAAAUAGGAAGAUUGUUUCAUUCCAAGUGGGAGUGCUGAAGAAAGAACAGUGUGAGGUUUUUCUGUCUGGGAGUUGUUAGGAAUGUGUGUGGCACUGUGCUUGGGCUCCUUUGCCACUCCUGCAUUCUGACUGUGGGUUCUUGGAAGUGACAUGGAUGAUCUGCCGCCCUGUGGCAGUGUUGUUGGUGAGGAUUUGCAUGGGCAUAUAGCCUUGUGUGGGUUUGCAGCUUCCCAAAACUAUUUCAAUUGAAAAGUAUCUUUAAACCUAACGUGCUUUUGAUCUCUGGUAAAUCUCUGAUUUCUCAUACAGUAAAUAUAAAUUGAUUCCUGCAAUAGACUCUAAAUUAUAGUUACAGUUGGUGAGGAAAUCUUUAUUGAAACACUUGCUGUUGAAUUGCCUGCCUUAGCUCUUGAAUAAAAUUCCAACAGGAGUAUGUUAAAAAAUACCCCUCUGAAGAAUGUGCUGAUUUGUUCUGGUUUUUGUUUGAACUGCAGUGUUUACUACUGAAAACUGAAAUAAUAUGCGGUAUAUAAUUUGAUAUCUUCACCUUGGAUUCAGGCAGAAUGCAUUCAAACUCUGUGAAAUUCUGUAGAUCAGCCUUUAUGGGCUCCAUGAGCUGGUUUAUGAAAGGCUGGAUGUUGUUUGCAUCAUUACUCUACCAGAGAGCACUUUGUGCCUGAGGAAGGUUUGCUUAUUUAUUCAGCCUAUCUGGCCCUUAAGCAAUGUUAGUUAUGCACAGCAAUCUUCAACUGCUGUUCCAUGGGUGCUGAACAAUCCCUUCACUAGUCUUACUGCCUGCAUUCCCCAGGGAAAAAAUGCUUUUAGGACAAAACUUCUUCCUAGAAGCAAAUAUAAAUGCUUUUGCUGUGGUGCCUUCUCAAAAGUGGCAUUGACUUGUAACCUGUUUGCUGAAUGUACUGAGACACGUGAUUAGGCUCACUAAAUGCCACAAGAAAAGCUUAGGCUCACUAAAUGCCACAAGAAAAGCUUUCAUGUUUCUUUGAGAAAUCUCGUUCUUCUAAAUUUUGUAGUAACUCUUGAGUUUGCAGUCUCUGGUAAAAAAUGCUAAAAUGUUAUAGUAAGUGGUUGAAGUAAUGUCUUUCAGUUACUUGUUUGUCACAGUGCAUUUUUACUGAUUCUUGUGCUAAAAAGAGAAUCUCUUGCUCCUCUUCAUUGUUGGUGUAUGUGCCUAUGCUGGUACCAGUGGUACACUGUUGCAUCUUCCAAAUGAUUGUAGUUUAUUUGCAAAAAAGCCUUAAGAAGAAAUUUGCCUGUUCUUUCGUUACUUAAUUGAAGGGUAAAAAAUUCCCUAGGUCUUAUUUGCUCUUGUCUCUGCGGGUGGUAAGUUCAUAUACACAGAAAAGCUUUGAACUAACAAGUAAAGGCCUCUAAUCUUAUGGUUUUAUUUAAAUAUUAAGAAUUUUAAAAAAUUGAUUUAGUUCUGUGAGUUUAUAUAACAUACAUCGUUAUUUAUUUAAUCCAAGAUAAACCAUUCCUUUCUAGUGUGUUUGAUAGCUAUUUUCUGUUUGGUUCAUUUGGGAGACGACUUUGUCCAUGGCACUCUGUUCAAAUCUGUAAUACAUGACGUGUAACAUCUUCUAGCUAGGUGGCACCAUAUGUCAAUAAACUUUGUGAGUUCCCAUUGGUUGGAAUAUGCUACCAUUGAAAUAGAGGGGAAAUUCCUAGGGUGUUUGGUAAAAUCAACUCAGGGUUUCUAUUAAAAAAAUUGAAAAAAUUAAAUGCAUUUUUUCAAUUUUUCCCUCUAAUAACUGCUGUAUGAAAAAGUGUAUUGCGCUAAGGAUGUAAGCAAUGUUAAGAGAAAUCUUAGAUCUGUUCUUCCACAACAUAGAAAUAUAUCAAAGAAAAUGUAAAAUGGUCUAAAUAACUGUGAUUUUUUCUUUUCUCUUUUGUAUGUCUAUCAUCAAACUCAUGUUUUAGCACAGUCAUCACAGUGGCAGCAAAGGGAAUGUUGAGACUGUAUUGCACACAUAGCAAACAUCUUUGUAAACAAGAAUUUGGCAUGGAGCAACUUUAUUCCACUCUCUGAGAUACACAAGUACAGGGACAGAAUUUACCUGUAAAUAUUAGGUAAAAAAUAAAAAAAAUAAAAAAAAAAAA